AUGGUGGAACGCCACGUGGCAUUGCUGCCGUCAUCGUACGACGGCGGCGUCGUAGGCGACGAGACCGAGCCGGUCGGCUCUAAUGAGGGGGAGAGCGGGACAAAUGCUGGGGAGUCUGCCGCUCAGGCUUCUCUCCCAGAGCCAGCGGCUGGCGCAACUGCAAGUCGAGAGCCUUCUGCUCGGGAGGAGGGCUCGACGCAAGAGGAAGAGCGCCCCCUCCGACAAAAAAGACGUCGGGCGGAAACGCCACUUCGCUCGGCUACUUCUGCGAUCCAUCCAUCCGAGCGGGUCAUCGCCGCUUCUCGAGGAAAAGCACCAGAGGUGGAGGCGAUUUCGUCCGAUCGGACGCCCUCCCAACUAGACGCGUCUGCGGACCCCCUUGAGGCCGUUCCGAUCAGCGCCCUUCCACCUGCUCCCCGCAAAGUCCAUCGUUCAACGAUUUUAUCCCAAUUUUCUGCGUCGGCCUCCGAUCCUUCCCCAGCGUCCGCCCAGACGACUCCCGGUCGUCGCCGCACCAUCCGGGUCUCCUUGCAUCUCUCCACUGAGGAAUUAAUGCCCGAAGCCGAUCGGCCGACAACGCCCGAGCACCUGAUCACCAUGAAAGGGCCUUUAGCUGAAAUGUGGGCCGACGCUCAGGCACGCGUCGCAAUAAUUCCUCUCAGCAGCUUGGCCAAUAGCCACAUGCAGCAGGCUACUGGGAGAUGGGUGGAGGAGAUUGUUGUCUCCAACCGUCUGGCGAUGGUGGAUGAAGAAUUGAGGAGAUUGAAGGCUGCGUACGGUCCGCCCGGCUCCCAAGGCCCUUCUUACUCUGAGCUACAGAAAGAACUCAAGAAGGCCCAAAACUUGUUGGCGGUCGAGCAGAAGAAGACGGCUGAUCAGGCCCACACUUUGGUCGAGCUCGAGCGAGUUUUCGCCCUCAACUCCUCCGCAAUGCCUAGCGACAUCCUGAGGAAACGUGGGAAAGAGAUUAUGACUGACCAAGAGGUUCCCCCGACAAGCGCUUCAGCAGGAGCCUCUUCACAACAAACAGGAGGACACGAGAUUCUUGAAGAAGAAUCUCGCCCCACAUCAGAACCUUCGGCCGCCACUACAUCUAGUGAGAGGACUUCUUCUCCAGCAGCCCAGCGGCUCUUGCUUCUUGAACGCAAGAGGCGACGCAUGACUCCCUUGGUCCAAUCCUCCCCCCAGAGGCCGCCUAUGUCACGGGUGUCCGGUAAGGCCAAAACUCCCGCCUGGGACAGUACUCCAGUUUCUUCGGAAGUUACGGCCUCCUCUCCUGUUCCUACCUCAGUCUAG
Molecule: messenger RNA, 1296 nt
Organism: Zingiber officinale
Lineage: Eukaryota; Viridiplantae; Streptophyta; Magnoliopsida; Zingiberales; Zingiberaceae
Product: nucleolar and coiled-body phosphoprotein 1-like
Exons: 4
Coding region: 1-1296 (431 amino acids)
Source: RefSeq, a predicted model, not a curated record